AUGGGCGGGGCUUCUCGGACUCCACCUCGCGCACCGCCUUUCGCCACGCCCCUCCUGGGCCGCACCCACUCCUGCCUCAACGUGGCUCUUCCAGUUAACCGAAACCGCUUGUCCAAGCCGGGCGCCGAACGAGAGCGCGGGGGAAGCCGGCCUGCGCUGUCCCGCCCGCCAUGGCACCGCGUGGGGCCGGGGCCGGCCUGUCGCAUUAGCCACCCGCUUGUCGCCUCCAUCCAUAGCGGUGUCCAGCUGUCUCUGCGGAACCGGGGCCGGCGCGGCUUCCGUCCUCCGCGGGAUACAGGCGACCUGCGUUGCUCUGUAGCCGGCGCCUGGGCCCGGGGGCUACCGGCCGGGCGGUCAACGAGGGAAACACAGCCCCGUGCUGCGUCGUCCAGCCCUAAACUCCGGAGGAAUGUGCACUCGAGGAUGGAGUCCUACCGGGCCGACAGGGACCUCAGCCGCGAGGACACGGGCUGCAACCAGUGGCACAUCAGGGACCUGGAAAACUUGGACGGAAAUGUGAACUCCUGUCUUGUGGAUCUUACUGGGGCCUGUGAGAAAUGUUUCAUCAUCUUUGGAGAAAAGAACCAAUUACAAGCCUCCACAUUGAGGUCAGAUGUGAAGAUUGCAAGCCUUGUGUGCUAA
This is a messenger RNA of Chionomys nivalis (European snow vole), 642 nucleotides long. RefSeq lists its product as uncharacterized. The transcript has 5 exons. The coding region runs from base 1 to 642 and encodes 213 amino acids. The record is from RefSeq and is a predicted model, not a curated record. NCBI's taxonomy places the organism in Eukaryota, Metazoa, Chordata, Mammalia, Rodentia, Cricetidae.